This is a messenger RNA of Mycena indigotica, 1212 nucleotides long. RefSeq lists its product as uncharacterized. Bases 1 to 1212 code for a protein of 403 amino acids. The transcript is spliced from 7 exons. The record is from RefSeq and is a predicted model, not a curated record. Lineage: Eukaryota; Fungi; Basidiomycota; Agaricomycetes; Agaricales; Mycenaceae.
AUGCCGCCUACUAGAAACCAAACGCAAAACCUUGACCAAUGGCACCUGCCCCUACGUCGCGUUGAAUCUCCGAGUGUACGCUUCCACCACUUGACCUGGUCUCAGGCAAUCAAACAACGAUUCUGGCACCUGGUGGCCCCAACGAGAUCGGACGCGUUCAAGGACAAGCAGGAAUACUUUGCCACGACGUUCCUUGAACAAGUCCAAGGGUACAACAAACUCAGAAAACGGGUGAAGCAAUUGUAUCUUAUAUCUCGCUCCCAUCGCAUCUCCCAACUCGAAGACCUUUACCAUACCCUCAACUUGAGCGAACCGCCAGAGCGAUGGGACGAUGAAGCAACUGUACAGGCUUUCUUCACGCUUCCGGACCAACAGUCCCAUAAUAAUGAAGCCUCCAGUCAGCUCACAACGACUCCGGUCUGCAGCAUCCACGCAUACGAUGUCCUGGAUGCUCUCCCAGGUAGCAAGGGAAAGACCUGUCUGACAAAGGAGGAAACGCUCCUCCUUGACGAGUAUUGUGAGAGCAUAACGCGAACACAGAAGCUGCGGACCCAUUUGCAAGAGGUUGAAGAUGACCUUGCGCGCUACACACAUCUUAUCAAGACGCAAGCAACGGCGGAGCUGACCUACUUUCGAGGUUUUCGAGACUGGUGCAGGCUCAUGCUCCAAAUCACAACCCAUCUUUCGAACUCGCUUAUCAUCAUUUCCACCCUUGGGGCAGGCUUGAUAUAUUCGACUGUGUUCCAAGCAACGAGAGGCGAUGUCGGGCUCAUGUGCUACUGCUUCCCCUUUUUCAUAUGCGGUAUCAUACUCCCAGUUAUCAUCCAAAUCGUGCUCAACUGGGGAGCCAACUUUCAACGCGAGGCAAUUUUUGCGAGUCAGCGUUUUUGGACUAUUAUUAUUGGCGUUUUCUUAUUCUCGUCCACACUCGCUGUCAUUGCCUCUUUGAUUAUACUCAACCUCACCGUUUUCUUUCUCAACCGGACUGACGGCUUUGACCCUACCCUGGAUGCACCAUCAACGACCGCUCCAGGCAUUCUCGCUUUCAGUAUCACGGGCUCGGUUUUCUUGCUAGUGAUCGUUGGGGCGCUGCUGAGUGCCAUCGGGCUGAGAGCAUUCACCACAAUACGAGGGAUACGAGCAGUGUUGAGUGCUGUUUCUGGAAUCAAUGGUCAAGGCCAGGAUGCUCUCAAGUUCUGGUUGCCCGUUUGA